CAUGGACCGCGGCAUGGAUAGAAGAAGUUGUCACUGCACCUAAAGCUAUACAGUAUAUUAACGUUUAUAUCUGCAGUUCAUUUGUUGUAUAUAGAUGAACAUAGACGUAACACACUAUACAUUCAGAAGCCAUGCUGUUCGGGCGGGCUGUGGUCAAACAUGUUAGCAAAGAUGUCCGGACCCUGGAUGUGCAUCUGUCGUUAACUUGUGUGACAUGCUAAAUAUCACAGCGUGUUUAUUUAACACAGUGCGUUUUUGUGGGUUAUUUUAUGGAGAUGAUAUUAAGUAUAAAAUACUGACUAAAGCAAUGUACUAACCUGCGCUGUUAGUGGAGUGUUUGACGUACUUCCGGACUACAAAUACAACUAUGAACCUACCUGGAAACGCGGGUCGUGUCGACGCUCUAGCUGCUGUGUUGUCUCUGCUGUAGUCUGGCGCAUCUGUUGGGUCCAAACACGAGUGCUUCAGCAGAGGUCUGUGAAAGUCGACCUCUACACAAAGACUGGGACUAUAGUCAGAGCUGCGAUGUUUGUGAUAUGAAAGUUUGACCCAUAAAAAGUUUUUUAAAAAGAUGUAUCGUGUCACUGUUGCGAACACGAGCAACAUGAUCAAAACGUGUCAGACAUUUGGAGAGACCAUGCAUACCUGGGCACGUUACCUCAUAUUUUUUCAAUACAUUGGAACAAAAUACAGUGGUGCAGUCAGAGUGCCUCCACAUCAGCUGGAGAAAAAAGGGAUCCAGAACCACUUGGAGGAUGCAAUAAGGAGCCUGAAGCCCGUCAACGCAGUAUCUCUGUCAGUGUCCAGCAGGACAGACACAGGCGUCCAUUCCCUCUCUAACUCCGCCCACUUUGACCUCCAGCGCAAAAACAAGCCACCAUUUCCUGAGGACGUUCUCGUUGAGGCCCUGAAUUUCCACCUCAAGACUGAACAAAUCAGGAUCACACGUGCCCACCGUGUGCCUGUUGACUUCCACGCCCGUUUUUAUGCCAAGUCUCGUACCUACGUCUACCGGAUAGCCCUGGGAAUCUCCCAACACUCACUACUUCCCCUCACAGACCACAAUCUGUGCUGGAACCUCCGCAACACGGAGCUGGAUGUGGGAGCCAUGCGUGAGGCCGCUGCCCUGCUGGUUGGGACUCACAACUUCAGCAGCUUCAGGGCAGUCAGCUCGGACAUGCCUUUUAAGAACCCAGUCAAGACGCUGGAUGUGGCCGACAUACAGCCAGGAAGUUCUUUUGCACACUCACACUUCCACAGGGACAUCCCGAUUUGGGAACUGACUUUUAGGAGCAGGUCUUUCCUCUACAGACAGGUGCGGAGGAUGACAGGGGCCCUGGUGGCAGUAGGCCAGGGGAAGCUCUCACUGCCCCAGCUUAUGGGCAUAUUGGAGGCUCAGGACUCUCUUGCCUACCCAAACAACAUGGCUGCUCCAGCCCAUGGCCUCUUCCUCACCAGGGUGGACUACAAAGACUCAGACCUGCAGCUUUCUCAACAGAUGUCAGAGGAGCAACUUCUCUCCACUGGAAAGUCAGAGGAGUAAUUCUACUUGAACAAUUAAUUAAUCUUUAUGUAUUUCUAUUCUACUGUAUGUAAUUAUUGUAAUAAAGUUUUUGUCUUUAUAUGUAUAUUUUUU
Molecule: messenger RNA, 1636 nt
Organism: Seriola dumerili (greater amberjack)
Lineage: Eukaryota; Metazoa; Chordata; Actinopteri; Carangiformes; Carangidae
Gene: pusl1
Product: pseudouridylate synthase-like 1
Exons: 8
Coding region: 572-1543 (323 amino acids)
Biological process (GO): tRNA pseudouridine synthesis
Molecular function (GO): pseudouridine synthase activity; RNA binding
Source: RefSeq, a predicted model, not a curated record